Molecule: messenger RNA, 825 nt
Organism: Protopolystoma xenopodis
Lineage: Eukaryota; Metazoa; Platyhelminthes; Monogenea; Polystomatidea; Polystomatidae
Source: the annotation of a GenBank genome assembly
UAUUUGCACUAUUUUACCUUUUCAACAGGUCCUAAUUCACAGGGUGAUGACUUGAAUCGGAUAAAGGGUCUUCGUAGGCGUCGCCGGCAGACCAGCGCACAGAAGCACAAAAGGUCCACACAUGCAUGCUCCAAUUCAGGCAAACCAGCUCUUGUCAAUCCAACUACUCGUGGCCUUCGUCGCCGCCCAAUUACCGGUAAAGGUGUGGCUGAGGCAGUAUCGACUCAUUCUGUUCCAAAUACCAUCUACGGCGGGACAAACGUUGCCAUCGGUCACAGAACUCGUAACCGUAGUGGAUAUUGCAACCAAAAGGCUGCAUCAAACAUUGCCGCCAGCCAGGUCGAUACAGUUAUGAGUUGUUUUGAUCGUCCUACUGCUGGUUCUGUCGACUCAGAACGGCCAGACCAAAGUAUGCCUCUGACGUUGUCGUUGUCAAAAGUCUCCUCGGCUCAACCGUCAAUGACACGAGUCUUCGACGGUUUGCAGAUUGACGAGACAGCGACUAAUGAUGCUGUUCCACUUCCGCCUGACCAUACCUUUCUACUCACCAACUCGAUUCUCGAAAGUACUAUGUUAACUGAAUGCGGACAAUUGAAUGCCAAAAAAGCUGUACCAUUUGUCCGACCUGAAAAGGCAUCAGCUGUUCAAUUCACCGAUGUACUCACAACUCCUUCGUCCAAACUCCCCAUCGAGUUCUCACUAGACUCGUCUGAUGGUGUCAAUUGUGAAAAGCCCUCUCUACCUCAAAUGAAUAGCUCACAGUCCAAGCUCGCAAAAAGCAAGAUGACUGCCAAUUUAAAGUGCAGCUCUGAUGAGUCGAUUUAA